Malania oleifera is the source of this 1974-nucleotide messenger RNA. Its product is annotated as protein HAIKU1-like. Bases 520 to 1449 code for a protein of 309 amino acids. The transcript has a single exon. The record is from RefSeq and is a predicted model, not a curated record. NCBI's taxonomy places the organism in Eukaryota, Viridiplantae, Streptophyta, Magnoliopsida, Santalales, Ximeniaceae.
GUCAUGGCGUAAUCUUCUAACUUGUUCGUAUUUCCUUCUUCUUUUGCUUUUCAUUUAGUCUGUGUUUUGCUGGUUAGAGCGUGUGAAAGAAGAGAAAAGUAUUGGGUUUUCUCUUUUGUGAAUCCUAAAGGGGCCUUGGAUCGUCUAGAUUUACUAGUUCGGUUUUUGCGUGAAGAAUCCGUCUGUGAGAUUCAGAUUGUUCUUUGAUCAAAGAAAAAGUUUUUCUGUGAGAUUUGUGAUGGUUUUGGAGCUUGUUCGAUUUGGGUUUUUUCGGGUUGGCAAGGAAAAGAGUAUGGCUUGUUCUUCUUGAAUUUCACUCUUAGGGUUUGGUUUUGGUGCUUUUGUUCGUUGGAUAUCGCUUCUUUAUUUCGAUCGUUUUGAAAGGUAAUUUCUGUUUGAGCUCGAAAAUUGAAGUUCUGCCUAUCAUUUUGAAGCUUUGGGAUGGUUUGACUUAAUGGGCGUCUUAUAAAACUGCAACUUGUGAUUGUUUUUUAGUAAGUUUUGUUUGGGGAUAUCAAAAUGGAUAACUCGAACACGUCCAAGAAUAGGCAUAAUGAUCAUUUGGGUGUGAACAAGAUUGGAAAGAACAUAAGGAAGAGUCCUUUGCACCAGCCCAAUUUUGGUAAUACUGCUAGGCAGCAGCCUCAGCCUCAGGUUUACAAUAUUAGUAAGAACGAUUUUCGGAGCAUUGUCCAACAAUUGACAGGUUCCCCUUCGCAAGAACCCCUGCCCAGACCUCCUCAUAAUCCACCCAAGCCACCGAGUAUGCGGUUACAAAAGAUCCGGCCUCCUCCGUUAACGCCCAUCAACCGACCCCACAUUCACCCUCCACCCCAAGCCCUUGGCCCGGCAAUGGCACCACGUCCAGCUCCAGAGCCAGCUCCUUACAAUAGCCUAGUUAGGCCUGCUCAAUUUGGCCAACCAUCACCAGCAUCAUUGCCAUUAGCACCAGGGGAUCUGGUUUGGUCAAAUACAGCCGAGUCACCUAUUUCGGCUUAUAUGCGUUACCUUCAAAGUUCGAUUAUAGAUUCAGGGCCAAGGCAAGGCCCCCCAGCUCAUGCUCAACCUCAUCCUCACUCACUGCCGCAAUUUCCUGGUCAAAUUCAUGCUCAGCCACCAUCAUCUGGUCUACUUCCUAACCCAUCUGUUCCCCCUUUCCCUUCUCCUCGAAUGAGCAGUCCUGCUCUUUUACCCUCUCCAACUUCUCAGUUCCUUUUGCCAUCCCCUACUGGUUUCCCGAAUAUGCUGUCUCCACGGUCCCCUUAUCCAUUGCUUUCUCCUGGGUAUCAGUUUCCUCCACCUCUAACCCCUAAUUUUGCAUUUUCACCUGCAGCACAUUCGGGAAUUUUAGGUCCUGGGCCUCAGCCUCCCCCAUCUCCUGGGGCCUAUUUCCCCUUAUCUCCUUCAGGAUUUUUCCCUAUUGCAAGUCCAAGGUGGAGGGAUCAAUAGCGCUAAAUACUGGGGGCUAUAGGCCAAGAUGGAGGUGUCAAUAGUCCUGUUCGAGAUGCACGGCUGUUACACAUUCAUUGGUUCCAUGCUUGUGUGUUGGGAGUUUCUUAUGUUGACUAAUACCCUUCAGAUAGGAGUUUCUUUUGUGAAAAAUGUAGUGUACACUGGUGCUGUAAGAAGUCACAUAGAGGUUUUGUAGCACUUCUUUCUUCCCCCUCCUUUUUUCUCUUUUCUUUUGAUAUUUCUUUUGUGGCUAGUUUUGAGAGAUGGAUUCUGUAGCAGCUGCAACCUGUUUAUUUUCUUGGACAAGUUUACUGAUGGCUGAUUCACUGAAAGAUUGGAAACUCAACUGGAUACCACAACAGAGUUGUAGCAUGAAAGCAGAGCUGUAACAUGAGAAGAGGGGUUAGGAUUACAGACUUCAAAAUUUGUUCUGUAGACUAGCUAGUGGAAGAGUGUAAUUUUGUAAUAUUGUGGAUCAAAUCUUAAAUAUUUUCAUUUUAAAUUCUUCAACAGUUAACUGAA